AAACCUGGUGGAAUUAUUGCUCUGCUGGAUGAGGCCUGCAUGUUCCCAAGGUCGACACAUGAGACCUUCGCUGAAAAGCUUUAUCAGACCUUCCGAGACAACAAACGCUUCAACAAGCCAAAGCUA
Messenger RNA from Cuscuta campestris, 126 nucleotides. Lineage: Eukaryota; Viridiplantae; Streptophyta; Magnoliopsida; Solanales; Convolvulaceae. The record is from the annotation of a GenBank genome assembly.